Molecule: messenger RNA, 1796 nt
Organism: Nicotiana attenuata
Lineage: Eukaryota; Viridiplantae; Streptophyta; Magnoliopsida; Solanales; Solanaceae
Product: NAD-dependent protein deacetylase SRT1
Exons: 14
Coding region: 180-1592 (470 amino acids)
Molecular function (GO): NAD+ binding
Source: RefSeq, a predicted model, not a curated record
CGGAAUAAAUGAGCAUAAAGGAACAAGGUUGCAAAAAAGUAAGCACUUAGACCAUCUUUACUACAACAGAAAGGCUCCUCUUGUAUUCCUCUGCUUCCAUUCUUCAGUGAUCAAUCAAACUAGUAGUACUCUUUUCCUAGGGAUAAAAGGAAAAAGAACAGAUUGUAGCAAAUACAAACAUGUCUUUAGGUUAUGCUCAGAAACUCUCAUUUAUAGAAGAUGUGGGCAAUGUUGGAAUGACUGAAUAUUUCGACCCACCUCACGUUUUGCAAGACAAAAUUGAGAGACUUGCUGUGAUGAUACAAAAGAGUAAGCAUUUAGUUGUGUUUACAGGAGCAGGGAUAUCCACUUCUUGUGGUAUACCUGAUUUUCGUGGUCCCAAGGGUAUUUGGACUCUUCAGAGAGAAGGGAAAGCGCUACCAGAAGCAUCUUUGCCAUUUCACCGUGCAACACCGAGCAUGACACACAUGGCCCUAGUUGAACUAGAGAAGGCGGGUUUUCUAAAGUUUAUUAUAAGCCAGAACAUUGAUGGCCUCCAUCUUCGAUCUGGAAUUCCAAGGGAGAAGCUUGCAGAAUUACAUGGGGAUUCUUUUAUGGAACUAUGCCCUUCUUGUGGAAUUGAGUAUAUGAGGGAUUUUGAAAUAGAAACUAUUGGGUUGAAGGAAACUGCACGACAUUGUUCCAAGGUGGGCUGUGGUGCCAGACUUAGAGACACAGUUCUUGACUGGGAGGAUGCUCUACCUCCAAAGGAAAUGAAUCCAGCUGAGAGGCACUGCAAAAUGGCUGAUGUUGUGCUAUGUCUAGGAACAAGUUUGCAGAUCACCCCUGCCUGUAAUUUGCCUCUAAAAUCACUCAAAGGUGGUGGAAAGAUUGUAAUAGUUAAUCUUCAGAAAACUCCCAAGGACAAGAAAGCAACCAUGCUGAUUCAUGGCCUUGUAGACAAGGUAAUUGCAGGAGUCGUGGAAUUCCUCAGUCUGCGAAUCCCACCAUUUAUUAGAAUUGAUCUUCUCCAGACCAUUUUUACUCAGGCCUUAAGUCUUGAUAAAAAAUAUGUAAAUUGGACCCUUACUGUGGCAAGUGUCCAUGGAAGUAGGGCACCAUUGCCUUUUAUCAAAUCUGUAGAGGUUUCUUUUUCAGAAUGUCAAAAUAUGAAAGCAACUGUUCUGCAUAAACAACCUCUUCAGCUAAAAAGGCGGACAGUUAAGAAUGCAAAUCCUUUUAACGUUAAGUUGAAAUUGAACUUCAGUGAUGGCUGCAAGUGUUCAUCGGCUGAAAUCAAGAUUCCAGUUGAUUUUAAGAUUUCAGCACAUGUGUUCAAGGAUAAUAAGGAUUCUAUAUUACAGAAUCUAAGAGAAAGCACCAUCAUCGAUCCUAACUGUGGACAGACUGCAGUUAUUGAGAAAAAGGUCAUUAUGGUUCCUAAAAGUGAGAUCAUGGUUCAUGCCAUUGUAACAAACAUUGUCAAGUUUGACAGAAAUUGUGGAGAUUUAAGUAAUGGCUCAUUGAAAAGGAAAUAUGAAGGUUUUAAUGGCAUCAUUCCCUCUAGAAAACGAUCAAACGGUAGGAAACCCAGAGUUUUAAAUGGAAGGUGAUCACAGGGCUAUACAGAACUCCUGUAAAUAUUCUUGUAGCAGUACUCUGAGAAAAUGUUAAUAUGUGGAGACUGGGUGAAUUUUGAUAGUUAAUACACUCGGUCUGGCUCUGAUAGAAAUCUGAAAUUUCGUAACCCAUUUUUUUGUAUUAGGCCAAAGUUUAACUCUCAUUUCUUUCUAAUCCAUUCUUGAAAUUCAUAUACA